This is a messenger RNA of Lotus japonicus, 2137 nucleotides long. RefSeq names its product probable isoprenylcysteine alpha-carbonyl methylesterase ICMEL1. NCBI's taxonomy places the organism in Eukaryota, Viridiplantae, Streptophyta, Magnoliopsida, Fabales, Fabaceae. Bases 208 to 1668 code for a protein of 486 amino acids. The record is from RefSeq and is a predicted model, not a curated record. The transcript has 11 exons.
AUUUACCACAUUUUUUCAUUUUUGCCACUGCCCUCUCUCCCCUUCUUCUCGUAGUUCAUCAUCAUCACCACCAUCUUCAUCUCAACAAAAUCCACCAAAUUGAAGAAAAAAAUAAACCAAACUUGAGAUCAACCCACUUCAAGAUUUGCUGUCAAGGUGCCAAUUGUCACAAACCAACAAAAAAGAAAGAAAGAAAAAGGAAUAAAAAUGCCAUCUCACACCCUCCCAAUAACCAAUCGUUCAUUGGGUUCUACAAUUCCAACUCCUCCUCCUUCUUCUUCUUCUGUUGCCACCACAAUGUUGCUCGGAGCAGCGAAGAAGAACGUGGAAGAUGAUGACGAUGACCCAUCAGCAAGUCUCUUACACUCUUCUUCAUUCAAUGGCAUCAACAAAGUCACCAUGCCCAUCAAGCCAUUUCUAUCAAGGGCUUCGAGUUUCACCUCCAUCGAUAACAACAACAACAAAGCUUCGGUGGUUGCUCCUUGUUUCUACCAGAAACGGCGAAGGCGUACUGCCAGUGAAGAUUCCUUGCCUUCCUCCGCCAUCUCCAAUGGCAGUGAUCGCAGCAGGUCGUCUUCUUUUGGCAAUGAUGUUAGGCAUGUUGCUUCUGAGACUUUUCUCUUGACGCGCCUCGGGUUAAAGAUGUUGAGAUACCUUGGGGUAGGCUAUAAAUGGAUUACAAGAUUUCUUGCCCUGGGUUGUUAUGCAUUGUUGCUUUUUCCGGGCUUUAUUCAAGUUGGAUAUUACUAUUUCUUCUCCAGUCAGAUACGCAGAAGCAUAGUUUUUGGAGAUAAACCACGGAAUAGGCUUGACUUAUAUUUGCCUAAAAAUAGUAAUGGUCCGAAACCAGUUGUUGCUUUUGUUACUGGUGGAGCCUGGAUUAUUGGUUACAAAGCAUGGGGUUCUCUUUUAGGUCAACAGUUAUCGGAGAGAGAUAUAAUUGUGGCAUGCAUAGAUUACAGAAAUUUUCCUCAGGGCACCAUCGGUGAUAUGGUAACUGAUGCUUCUCAAGGUAUCUCAUUUGUGUGCAACAAUAUUGCAGAAUAUGGAGGUGACCCUAACAGAAUUUACCUAAUGGGGCAGUCAGCUGGGGCACAUAUUGCAGCAUGUGCAAUUGUCGAGCAGGCAAUCAAAGAGGCUGGUGAAGGAGAGAGUACUUGUUGGAGUCUUUCCCAAAUAAAGGCUUAUUUUGGUUUAUCUGGAGGGUAUAAUUUGUUUAACCUUGUAGAUCACUUCCACAGUAGAGGUCUCUAUCGUUCCAUCUUCGUAAGCAUAAUGGAAGGGGAGGAAUCCCUGCGACGGUUUUCUCCAGAAGUAAUGGUUCAAGAUCCAAACUUUGGAAAUGCUGUUUCUCUACUACCUCCUACUGUUCUUUUUCAUGGUACUGGAGAUUAUUCCAUACCAUCUGAUGCCAGUAAAUCAUUUGCUGAAACUCUUAAAAGAGUUGGAGUCAAAGCUGAGUCAAUUUUAUAUGAAGGGAAGACUCAUACAGACGUAUUUCUACAGGAUCCAAUGAGAGGUGGCCAGGAUGAUAUGUUCGAUGAUUUAGUGGGAUAUAUCCACGCUGGUGAUGCUGAGGCCCUUGCCAAAGAUGCCGUGGCUCCUCCAAGGAGACGACUAGUACCCGAAUGCAUGUUAAAAUUAGCUCAUUGUGUCAGUCCUUUCUAGCUAGCACAGAAUGAUUUCAUUCAUUGUUGUUUUUUUUCCUUGCCUUGUAAAUAGUCCUUAUUGUGGCUUGCUAGAUUACUUUUCAACGUGUUAGGUUUAGCAGACUCCCACGGCUACGACCAAUUCCAUCAGCCUUUUAAGAAUUUAACAUUUUUCACAACUAAAAUCAAAUCUUUGGGGUCAUCAAAAUUUGUGUCUGCAGGUCUAUUAUUUCUGGAAGCACUACUGUACUGUGAUCAAUCCUUGUGUAGCAAUGGAAAUGUUAUAGAAGCACAAAAACAUCAUGAACCGGUGGCAUGUGUACGAAUCAGGAACACUCUUCUGCUACAAACUAUAUAUGGCAGUGUAAAGAGUAAAAGAGAUGUGGCUAUAAGUAAUGUGUGUGCAUGUGAAUGUGUUUGGUCCAUUUCAUUAGGAUAUGAGGGUGGAUCCGGAAUUCUUUGCAUAAAAAAUAUAGUUGUUGGUGUUA